CGGAAACACGCACACACGCGCACACACGGAGUGAGCCGAGAUCUGUUACAAAAGUAGCCCUGAUGGCGGCGGAUCCGAGGAAGCUGAAGCUGCUGCCGGAGUAGCUGGGGCUCGCUCGCUCUCUUCUCCUGAUUCUUCUCUCCCCUUCCCCCUCUCCACCCACAGAUCUCGAUCGCUUUCCUCCUCCCAGCCACCCCCAACGAGCCGCUGCCUGCCUCUGUCAAGCUGCCUGUGGCUUUCGACUGGAGCCCGGAGGAAGGCGAGGAGAGGGGCUUCGGCUUUGCGCCUCCACGAUCUCUCCCCUUUUUAUGAUUAUCUGUUAAACUUUCUCUCGAGCCUCAUCCUCAUCCUCAUCGCCGCCCGCCAUCCCCCCCGCCACCGCCAUCCCCGCCACCAUUCUUCUCCCUUCCUCCGGCACUUGUGGGCAAAGGGGCAUCGAUCUUCGAUCAGGAAGAUGGCUGCUGGCUGGUGGCUCUUCUGGAGCCUGACACUUUCCCAGUCCUUGGUGAUAAACAUCUCCGCGGAAGGGCCCUUCCCUUCUGCCACAACGGAAAUGACCAAGGAAAGGAUAAAGCGGUGGGUCGAUAAGAUGCAAGAGGACCUAGUGAGGCUGGUGAAAACAGCAAGUGGGGUGGAUGAACUUGCUCAAAUAUAUCUACAAAACACACAUCUAUACACUGUAGAAGCCAACAAUGCACGACAAUUGGUGGAAAGUGCAGCUCGAGACAUUGAGAAACUCCUGAGCAAUAGAUCUACAGCCCUGGUGCGCCUUGCAGAAGCAGCAGAGAAAUUUCAGCAAGAACAUCAGUGGCAGGAUGAGUUUGCGAGUAAUGAUAUUGUCUACUACAAUGCAAAAGAUGACCUUAAUGAAGAGCAAGUGGACAAUUUUGCUUGACUCCUCUGUUCCUGACUGAGAUGGUGGCCACUUCCAGAUUGGUAGGGUCAGUGCUUAGAUAGUCA
Pogona vitticeps (central bearded dragon) is the source of this 960-nucleotide messenger RNA. Lineage: Eukaryota; Metazoa; Chordata; Lepidosauria; Squamata; Agamidae. The record is from RefSeq and is a predicted model, not a curated record.